CUGGCGGCUCUGGGAUUAAGUGGGGGCAGGCCCGGCUCUGGGGCGUCUCAGCCAGCCCCCAGCCUCUGCUCCCUGGAGCCCUCCAUUUCCUGACCAGCUCUAGGAACAAAACCAGAAGCUGAACAAGGAAGCAGCCGUACAAAGAAAAACAGAAGUGGGAGCUGGGGCCUGGCCCUCCUGGUGAGGAGGACAGAAGCCGUGGGUCCAGCAGGCCGGGCGCCGCUGCCCGUGACCUCGUGGCGCAGAGAUGACCCCGCAGGGCCGGGCGACCAGGCUGCUGGCAGCCCUGCUGCUGCUCUGGGUCCCAGGCUGUUUGUCUCUGAGCUGCUCCAGCCCCGUGACGGGCACCGUGGGGGGAUCGCUGAGCGUGCAGUGUCGGUACGAGAAGAAGUACACAGACCAUAACAAAUACUGGUGCAAAUACUCAUAUUUGCCACCACUGAGGGUGAAGAUUGUGGAGACCACAAAGUCAGAGAGAGAAGUGAGGAGCGGCCGUGUGUCCAUCAGGGACCAUCCAGCAAACCGCACCUUCACAGUGACCUUGGAGAGCCUCAGAGAGAGCGAUGAAGGCACAUACUGGUGUGGGAUCGAUAGACCAUGGACAGAAAAAAUUAUAGACCUCACCUUCCCAGUUGAAGUGUCUGUAUCCCCAGCAGCAACCUCCAAGCCAACUACAACUACAACUACAAGUACAAGCACCACUACGGCCACGACCUCGACCGUCACAGCCCAAAUUCCAACUGUGUCCACAGCCCGGACAGUGAAUGCCACCCAGAGCAGGAACAGCCAGGAUGGCUCCCAGCCGAGCCCGGACCAGGACCACGGAUCCCCGUCCCACCCUGCCCCGCCCUUGCCUCCCUCCAGGCUCCCUGUGCUGCUCAUCUUGUUGGCGCUUCUGCUGCUCCUCCUGGCGGGGGCCUCACUGCUGGCCUGGAGAAUGGUGCGGAGGCAGAGGCGGGUCAAAGCUGGUGGGAAUCCGGAGCCACUCCAGAACCCCUGUCAGGCCGCCCCGCAGAGGGAGCCCUGCUACGCCAACCUGGAGCUGCAGACGCUCCUUCAGGGAGAGCCCGUGCGCCCGAGGCAGGAGGAGGUGGAGUACAGCACGGUGCAGGCCCCCAGGGAAGACCUGCACUACUCCAUGGUGGUAUUCACGACCCAGCGUCAGGAGCCUGAGGACCAGAGUCCCUCCCAGAGGCCCCCGCGGCAGGAGCCAGAGUACAGCGCGAUCAGGAAGACACGGCAGGAGCCAGAGUACAGCGCCAUCAGGGAGACACGGCCGGAGCCAGAGUACAGCGCCAUCAGGGAGACACGGCAGGAGCCAGAGUACAGCGCCAUCAGGGAGACACGGCCGGAGCCAGAGUACAGCGCCAUCAGGGAGACACGGCCGGAACCAGAGUACAGCGCCAUCAGGGAGACAUGGCCGGAGCCAGAGUACAGCACCAUCAGGGAGACGUAGCUGGCCUCCCGCCUCCCCGCCUGGAGGUCUCUGUGGGGAGCCCAGGACCCCCCCUUCCACCACGUGACCCUCAGCCUGCUCCCCUCCAACACAGCGGCUGGGCUCCCGCCGGCUGUCCCUCUGGCGCUGGGACCUGCGGGGACCCUCCCAUGGGGCGGCUCUGUCACACCUUCCCUCUAUUCUCUGCCUCACUCCAGCUGUGCGAUGGCGCUCAGCCCCGCGGGAUCCAGGACAGGGAGGCGCACAGACUGUCCCUCCCAGUAGCUUCAUAAGGCCCUGCCAGUGUCUGGCUGGCUGGGAGGGAGAACCGGCAGAGAGUGGGGAGCCCCUCCGUGCUGAGAGCAGACCCCUCUUCUCCAGGCGAGGAGGCUGGAGGACAGGCUGCCCUGGCCCAGACCCAGCAGCGGGCAUGUCCUCGGCUCCCCUGGACCCUGAGAGGUUGAGUUUAAUACAAGAGACAGCAAUAAAGGUGACAACAUCUUGAGAGAGAAGAGGCGUUAUUGGAACGAUGCCUGCCGGCGUGGGCUCUGCAUUGAAGAAAGCUCCUGCCCUGGAUCCCAGAGGAGCAGAGCGGCUGGAGGGGCCCCGGGGGUGGGGACAUCCCAGAGGCCAGCACUGGGCGGGACAGGGGCAGCCACCCCUCGUUCGCUCCCCGUCAGGGGGUUCGGACCUCAGAGCCUGUCUGCGCCGUCUCCGCUGUGCAAAGUCUCAGGGCUUUUGUUUCGACGCUUCACAAUGUUGUGACCCAUGUUGGGUAAGAGUUAAAAGCAAGGAGUGUGUGUCAGCAUGUCCCGUAAGUCAAAGGGAGGCCCGGCCCCUGACCCCUGGGGGUACCGGCCGUGGUGCUGCUGCCAUCACAAUCAGCGUGAGCCUUUUGAGCACUUUUCUCUGGGCUGUGGGCCCAUAGCUUCGGAAGGCUUUUCCCGAGGGCGGCCGGACACAUCUGCUGGUGUCUUCUUCAGAUUUUCGUGAUCUGUGCAUGCGAGUCAUCCCACUACUUCCUCUCUCUUUACUGCUGUUCUGAGAUGCAAAGGGGAAAUACACACACACACACACACACACACACACACACACAGAAUGGGGGUAUCGGGUUCCCCAGGUGGCCCGUGAAAUCACAAGGGGCUUUGUGGGAGGGAAGCCAAAGGGUUAGAGUUAGAAAAAAUUGAUGACAAAGUGUGUGUGGGGGGGAUUAUUCAGAUUCACCCAAUUUUAAAAAACAUGUUCCCACAUUUGUUUUGUUAUUCUA
Molecule: messenger RNA, 2702 nt
Organism: Myotis myotis
Lineage: Eukaryota; Metazoa; Chordata; Mammalia; Chiroptera; Vespertilionidae
Product: CMRF35-like molecule 8
Exons: 7
Coding region: 248-1456 (402 amino acids)
Cellular component (GO): plasma membrane
Molecular function (GO): transmembrane signaling receptor activity
Source: RefSeq, a predicted model, not a curated record